Molecule: messenger RNA, 366 nt
Organism: Saccharomyces eubayanus
Lineage: Eukaryota; Fungi; Ascomycota; Saccharomycetes; Saccharomycetales; Saccharomycetaceae
Product: SRP1/TIP1 family protein
Exons: 1
Coding region: 1-366 (121 amino acids)
Biological process (GO): fungal-type cell wall organization
Cellular component (GO): fungal-type vacuole; fungal-type cell wall
Molecular function (GO): structural constituent of cell wall
Source: RefSeq, a predicted model, not a curated record
AUGGUCAAAUUAGCUUCUAUCGCCGCUGGUGUCGUCGCCAUCGCUUCCGGUGCCGCCGCCGCCACCACCACCCUAGCUCAAUCCGACGAAAGAGUUAACUUGGUUGAAUUGGGUGUCUACGUUUCUGAUAUCAGAGCUCAUUUGGCUCAAUACUACCUGUUCCAAGCCGCUCACCCAACUGAAACCUACCCAGUCGAAGUUGCUGAAGCUGUUUUCAACUACGGUGAUUUCACCACCAUGUUGACUGGUAUUGCUCCAGACCAAGUCACCAGAAUGAUCACUGGUGUCCCAUGGUACUCUACCAGAUUGAGACCAGCCAUCUCCAGCGCCUUGUCCAAGGACGGUAUCUACACUGUCGCCAAAUAG